AGCACAUGGUAGUACAAGUGAGCCUGAGGACAAAAGCAUGAAGAUGUUUAUAUUUAGUUAUCCUUUAUUGACCGAGAAAUGGUUUGUGAAAAGGGAGACGUUGGCAUGCUCGAAUGAAAAACAAAAUACUCCCUCUGUUGUCAACGGUUGCGUGUCUGCAUGUCCAACGAAAUCCGAGCAAUACGGUUCAAAGAUUGAUUCUUUUGGCUGCAAAACUACUGCAAAUGAUACAGUAAGUAAUAACGAGAUUUUGGAGAAGAAUCGAAAAACGAAAGAAUUUGUAAGUCAAUUUGAACCAAGUUUGCCUUUAUUAAACAAGAAAUGGUUUAUCAGAAGGGGACGUUUGGCUUGCAAAAAUAGAUCACGGACAAUGCACUCGCAAACUUUCAAUAAAACGCUGAAUGAGAAAAAUCAAGUAAUCGGUCUCAAAAGAGAUGUAGAAAACAAUUCUACAAUUCAAGACAAUGUCAAGUUUCUACAACAGCAAAUAGAGAAAGAAACGAAUCUGGAAAGACACGCGGAAUUGCAUGCAAUAAAAGAAGUGGGAAAGUUCAUUACAGAGUUUGGACUCAUUGUUUCAACACAGCGCGCUGGAAAAGUUCACGAAGAAGCAAAAAAUAAAAUUCUCAAGAAUUUGCAAACCAAGUCAAAAAAAAGCACCUCUAGUAGUCUUUUUUCCCGAUUUUCACGCCAUCUUAACGUUCAACAGAUCUACAUCCAAGGGAAAGCCUAUAUCGUCGAGAAUUGCGUAAAACAAGAGCGCCUUGUCAAGUGUUUAAAGGAUAUGAUGCCGGCAAAUAACGUUAUCGUCAACAAACACCUAUAUGAAAGGUUGGAAGACAUUUUUCAAGAUUCGUUGCAUUUACUGGAUACAAAGCGAGACCGUGAUAUUCUCAAAGGCAUUUUUGCAACUUCAACAAGUGUGAAAUUUACUGCAAAACUCCAGGGAGUCAAGAGCAGAACAGCGAUUGCAAACUGUAGAGACGAACUAGGCGAAAACAUAGAAAAAUUCCGCAAUAUUGAGCAAACUUCGUUAAUGGUUAGUAACAACAUGACAAAUGAACAGCAACGACAGCUUACCAGAAGAGUAAUUCAGAAAAGGAAAGAAUUAAAUUGCAAGUACGAUUCAAGAGGAAGAAUGUUGAAAUAUGAACAAUGGCCAGAUCUUUCGAAGUGUCUUGAUUAUAUUUUUGACAAUCAGGACGUGACUGAGCGUGCAGGGGAGGGAUUAGAAUCACACCCUAGACUUAAAACCGAGAUUCGUUUUCGAAGUAAAGACAACAACACUUUCAUGCGGCAAGCCUGUGAAAUAAUCAACAACAUAUCUCCUCCAUCUUUUAACAUUUCGUUGUCGUCUUGUUAUAAUUAUACAAUGACUUAUAAAAAAAAUGCAAAACUGUCCCUUCAUCGCCCUCCACACACAAAGGUCGACAAGUUGGUGGUGAAUCUUCACUACACCUCGGCUAACGUUAAUUAUUUGUGUGACUAUGCUGCCAAGUAUCCUGAAAACGUGUUAGUUGAUUCAAAAGACGCCAAAAAAAUCGUAUGUGCUGAUAUCACUCCGGUUCAAAAGCCAAGUAAGUUGUGGAAGGAUGUUGAGUAUCUUGACCACGACUGGGAUCAGAGUCGCACAAACGCCGUUACACCAAUGACCCACUUAUUUCUACGAACAGACAUCACUCAUCAAGCAUCUUCGAUCAGAAAUAAUCCGACUGUAAACGAAGUAGACAUAUUGUCACCGAUUUCAGAUACAGUCCUACAUAUAACUAGGACAGGGACAUCUGUAACACUUAUCAAUCCGUCGUUAUUAGAACCUGAAACGACAUUCAGGCUUUUUCAUGAAAUAUUUCUAUUAUUAACAAAGCCAUCGCUGGAUAAAUUCUUUCGAAAUUCAAACACUGGAAAACUAAAAGGAGAAUUUAUAUUUGUGGUAGACAAUGGCCCAGCUGAGGAUCCGUCAAGUCACUUGGUUCAAAUGUUAAUGGUAAGAAUGUUAAAAUUCUUAAACCUUGAUAAAGUCAUCCAAGUUUCCUUUGCUGAAUACCACAGUAAGCGAAACUUUGUGGAACGGAUUCACGCUGUGGAAGACAAGUUGCUUGCUCGCCACGGACCAUUUUCAUCUAAUGGCAUUCAUAGCGAUGUCAAUAUUGUUCCCGGUUCGCAGAAACAUAUAGAAAAUAUGGAAAAUAUGAGUCAAACGGUUAUAAAUUGUUUGCAACAAGGACGCUUUGAUGAUCACCCGUUAAGCGUAUUUCGGGGAGUUAUGAAUUCCUUGCACAUCUUCAAUGAUGAAUUACAUUUAAAGACAUUUCUUUCCUAUUCGGAAGAAAUGAAAGAAACAUGCGAGUUGACAUAUAAGGUUAAUGAAGUUUCGUCUAUGUUGAAAGAUCUGUCAGUUAUAUGGAACGUCAAUGAGAAUUUCGAAGGAAACUAUUUUGAAGACUAUCAAAGUUUGAACAAUUCAGUACCAGGAAUUGAUUAUAGGACAGCGUGGAGAGAUAAAUACAUCACAGCAAUUUAUAGAGUUGAUAACCAAUGGGAAGAAAAAGAAUUAAAAAGAUACGAAUUUCAGGCAAUUCCAGACUAUAUACGCUGGGUAGAAACAAAAGGAGAAUUACACUACCUGCCUUUUGAGCGGCUGGAGUUAGAAAAUGAUAUGGAUUUGACAAAAACACCAGGACUGUUCAGACCUGACCGACUACUUAAUUUACUUUUCACGAUCAACUCGCAUCCACUUGACGAUAUGUACAAGCACUUUUCCUUUUUGGUAUGGCUGCCAGAAUCAACAACACGCGACUACUUUAAUGAAAAGCAAACCUCAAUGCAACAUGCACUACAAGAGGACAUUGCGAGAGAGAAGUGGAGACAGCACUCUUUAUAUGCAAAAAAGGUAGAGGAGUUGGUGACACUUUGCAAAAAGGAAAGUAUAUCUACCAAAGGCAAGAAGUGGCAGCUGGUUGAACGUCUUGUACAAAAAACGGAAGGUGAUAUCCCUGAAGAUUACUCUCCUAACUACGAUGGAGAUUUAAGCAAAGUUGCAAACACAGUAAGCGAAUUGCGAAAGUACCCGGUAGCACGGUUGCGUUAUAUUCUUAACUACCACGGGAUUCAAACAUGCGGCACCAAAGAUGAAAUGAUUCUACGGUUACUACUUGUCAGUCAGAAUAGGUAUUACCUAUGUUUCAACGGAGAGGAAGGAGAACUAAUGAGAACAAUAUCGUUGGCAGAGAGGAUUAUACUUCAACAGAAAAGGCAAAUGAUACUUCAUCCCCAGUAUGUGACAAGAAAAAGAACAUACACAAAAACAAAGUGCAGUAACUACCUAAAUGUUCCUCAAAACAUCACUUUUCAGGCUCUACAAAACGCGUUUAAGGAACUUAAGGACUAUAUCAAAACUUUGAAGAGUCUACGUUUCAAGAAAGGGGAGGAAUUGAAUUUAAAAAAUAAAAGUGUUAACCAUAAAUGUUCAAGCAGUAAUUCGGACGACUAUGAGGAGUACUUUUGUAUUGGAAAGAAGCUCAAAAUAAAGUGGAGCAAAGAAGAGUUAGGAAACAGUGGUUGGACACAAGGCUGGUACUCUGCCCAAGUACAGGAUGGACAUGUUGAAGAUGAUACUGUUAGAGUUGUUUACUUUUCUGAACCUAAAUGUGUAUACACUCUUUGUGUUUCAGAGUAUUUGGCGUUAGGAAAAUUAAAGUUUGCAUAACAUAUUCUCUUACUGUAUUUUCUUAAAGGCCAUGGAAAGUCCGUAAUGUAAACAAAUGCUUUGUUUACAUUUUGAACUCAGUGCUACAGUUGUAAAAUAUGAUUAGAUAUAUCUUAGAGGGUGUUAAUGGGGUAUAUCGUGAGUCAUGAUUCACUCAACUUUCGCGAUCGGUUACCGAUCUUAUACAGUUAUACUGAUAUUAUACUGAAUUUUUAACACUCUUCUGGUUUACUAUGCUUGUAAAUGAAUACAGACUAGAGAUUCAAUUCAGGAAAGUUCGAAAAAUGCGAAAUAUUAAUGACAUUCCAAUGGUCGGGACCCGAUCAUUGGAAUGUAGCCUUGCGCACAACGGACUUUACAUGGUCUUUAAAUAGGACCAUAUUUAUAGACCUUAAUUUGACCCAAAUAAACAAUAUAUGAAGCUGAUCAACAGCUACAGAGGUUGUUAAAAAAGCAAAUCUAUUUCAGUGUGAAAUAUGUAAUGAAGAACUGUGUUGAUAUUAAUAUAAACAUUAGAAAAACGUGUGCCUUUCCGGCUUAAUGUGUUGAUUUCAUAUAUGAAGGUCAUGAUUCAAUCGCAUUCAACCAUCCUCCAAGAGUUUAGGCUGUGCAACGACUCCACAUUUUAUUUGUGUUAUUAAUUAGUCCAAAAUAUGAGCUAAUAUAAGAAGCAAAAUAUUAAAGAAGCAUCCCCUGGAAUUUCCAGUUCCGGAAUCAUUAUUUUAUUUCUCCCCCCCCCCGAAUUUCCACGUGAAUAUGUUAUUUUGACAACACCAACUGGAAUUUCCAGGGUUAAAUAUAAUAGCCAUCCCCUGGAAUUUCCAGUUCCGGUAUCAUUAUUUUAUCCCCUUCCCCCGGAAUUUCCAUGUAAAUCUUAUUAUUUUGACCCCCACCCACUGGAAUUCCAGGGUUAUUUUGACCCCCACCCACUGGAAUUCCAGGUUGUUUUGACCCCCACCCACUGGAAUUCCAGGUUGUUUUGAUCCCCACCCACUGGAAUUCCAGGUUGUUUUGACCCCCACCCACUGGAAUUCCAGGUUGUUUUGACCCCCACCCACUGGAAUUCCAGGUUGUUUUGACCCCCAACCACUGGAAUUCCAGGGUUAUUUUGACCCCCACCCACUGGAAUUCCAGGUUGUUUUGACCCCCACCCACUGGAAUUCCAGGUUAAAUAUAAAAGCAUCCCCUGGAUUUCCAAGGUCCUCAACAGGGGGUGUACGGAUAAAAAAUGCAAUAUGCCAAUGAGGAUAGCG
Paramuricea clavata is the source of this 4959-nucleotide messenger RNA. Lineage: Eukaryota; Metazoa; Cnidaria; Anthozoa; Malacalcyonacea; Plexauridae. The record is from the annotation of a GenBank genome assembly.